Messenger RNA from Rhodotorula toruloides NP11, 1311 nucleotides. RefSeq names its product V-type H+-transporting ATPase 54 kD subunit. NCBI's taxonomy places the organism in Eukaryota, Fungi, Basidiomycota, Microbotryomycetes, Sporidiobolales, Sporidiobolaceae. The record is from RefSeq and is a predicted model, not a curated record. The transcript has 11 exons. Gene Ontology annotation, cellular component: fungal-type vacuole membrane; vacuolar proton-transporting V-type ATPase, V1 domain. Gene Ontology annotation, biological process: proton transmembrane transport. The coding region runs from base 1 to 1311 and encodes 436 amino acids. Gene Ontology annotation, molecular function: proton-transporting ATPase activity, rotational mechanism.
AUGUCGCUCGUCGCCAACACUUUCCUGAGCGACAGAUCGCUCAAGAUUCGCUCAAAGGCGAUUCCAUGGGACGGCUACCAACGCGCUGGCUUGCUGGAUGUGGACGACGUCAAGCUCGUGCAGCGCGUAGCGAGCAGCAGGGAUAAGGCCGAGUUCAUCCUCGAUGCGGAAGGGGAGACGUACGCCGCGUUGUACGUGCGGCUACUGAACAAGCUGUCGCGCAACGACACACUCCAGUUCAUCCUUGUCCUCGUUGGCGAUUUCAUCGCAGACCGAGACGAACGAAUCUCCCUCUUCUUCGACGGCACCGCCGAAACGCCCUACCCCUCCCUCCUCAAACUUCUCGACUCGCAAGACGACUUUGUGCGCCUGAAGAGCUCGGCGAUCGUCUCGACCAUCCUCCCGUACGACCCACAACCGUCAGAUCAGGUCGUCGCAAAGGUCCUGCAGCAUCUCGCCAACCUCGUCCGAUCACCAAACGAUCCGGAAGGGCAAGAUGUCGCCGUGCAAUGCCUCGAGUCGGUCUUGCGGGUUGCGAAAGCACGGGAGAUGUCGUGGGACGCAGGCGAGGGUGACGCGAACGCGUCGAAGGUGAUCGAGGGACUCGUCCAGCUCCUGCGGGCGCAUCCGUCGCCGCAGAUGCAGUACCAGCUCGCCUUCUGCUUCUGGCUCCUCUCGUUCGACCAGACUGUCGCGGAGCAGAUCAAUGCCCGCUACAACGUCGUGCCGCUCCUCCUCGACCUCGCGAAACAAGCGAUCAAGGAAAAGAUCAUCCGCAUCGUCGUAUCGACUUUCCGCAACCUCAUCACCAAGGCGCCGAAGCAGAACCUCGCAGCGAUGUUGACGGUCAAGGUCCUUCCCUGGCUGCAGACGCUCCAGGGACGCAAGUUUGGCGAUGAGGACAUCAAGGAGGAUGUCGAUUUUUUGGUCGACGAGCUGAAGAGGAGUUUCGAGGGAUUGACCACCUGGGACGAGUACAAGUCGGAACUCGCGACGGGACACUUGACGUGGUCGCCGCCGCACACGAACGACGACUUCUGGCGAGACAACGCGCUGAAGCUGACGGACCGAGAUCGCGAGCAGCUCAAAGUUCUCGUCAAUCUGCUCAUCUCGUCAACUGAGGCACUCACGCUUGCGGUCGCGGCGAACGACAUCGCGCAGUUCGUCAAGUACCACGAGAACGGGAAGAAGGCCAUCGAGGACCUCGGUGCCAAGGGUCGCGUGAUGGAGCUGAUGACGCACGCCGACCCGGAUGUCAAGUACCAGAGCUUGGUCGCGACGCAGCGGCUCAUGUCGCACGCAUGGGCGUGA